AUGAAGAACACGCGCAAGAUCUCGCCCGAGCUGCAGUCGACCAACACGGGCCAAGGGAUGCACCGGGACACGUCCAUGAACAAGUUCACGACCAUGUCCACGGUGCGGACCCCGGCCUUCCACAAGGCUGGCACGAUGCGCACGCCGACGCAGCGCUGGGGCAUGGCGAUCCUCGAGCGCAAGUCGUACGCGGGCUUGAUGAGCUUCAUCACGCUCUACUGCCUCUUCGCUGAUGACUUUCGAGCUGCCUUCUUCAGCAAGAGCGCCGACAUGGGCUUCUACGCCGUCGCGUUCGUCUGUCUUCUCCUCUUCCUUGUCGAGUUUGCCAUUUCGUGCCGCUGCAAACCGGGCUACCUCCUCUCGUUCUACUUUUACCUUGACGUGAUCGCCACGCUCUCGCUUCUGCCCGACAUUGGGUUCAUUUGGACGCCACUGACCAGCGCCGACACGGUCUCCAGCGUCUCGAAAGCGGGCUCGACGGCCGGGCGCAUCGUCCGCGUCGUCCGCGUCAUCCGACUCAUCCGCGUCGUGAAGCUCAUCAAGUGGAAGCACAGCAACGCCGAGUCCGAGUUGGUCAUCGUCGAGAGCAAGACCGGCGGGCGCAUGGCGGAAAUGACCAUCCGCCGCGUCGCGCUGAUCGUGCUCUUCCUCUGCUUUGUGCUCCCGGCUUUCGACGGCGGCUACAACGAGUCGUUCAACCUCUUUGAGUCGCGCGGCUUUGACUUGAUCCACCAAAUGGUGGACACGCCGCUGACAGUCUACACGUUUGACGUGACCAACCCCAAGCCGGGGUUUGCGACGCCAAAGUUUGAGCUCGACAAGCGGGGCAAAGAAGUGCAGGUGCCCGUGGACUUUGAGAACGACGCCGAGUACAAGGAGAUCCGCGAGGGUCUGGACCCGGCCUUUCUCGAAGCGGCGUCCAACGGCGUCGAACUCUACCUCCAUGGCGACUGGCGCGGGGCCAAAAUGGCUUUCAACCAAGCCCUCGAGCUGCGGCCGGGCGACGGCCCCGUGUCGCACGUCAUGAGCUACAUGAAGAGCUUCGACUACAACGCUCCACACGACUGGGAAGGAGUCCGUGACCUCGACGGCUACUGA
Molecule: messenger RNA, 1098 nt
Organism: Saprolegnia diclina VS20
Lineage: Eukaryota; Oomycota; Saprolegniomycetes; Saprolegniales; Saprolegniaceae
Exons: 3
Coding region: 1-1098 (365 amino acids)
Biological process (GO): transmembrane transport; monoatomic ion transport
Cellular component (GO): membrane
Molecular function (GO): monoatomic ion channel activity
Source: RefSeq, a predicted model, not a curated record